GAUCUUCACGAGAAAAGCGGAGAUGGACAAAACCCUUCAGUUCAGAAAGUUUGGUAGGAUAAAACCCUAACCCUAGACCUAAACCUAAACCUUUCUUUUAUCGAUCGGUAAUUUCAUUGGUAUUUUCUUCAACCAUGGCCGUCGCUGGAUCAGUAUUUUGCUCCAAUGUAAGUGUUAUGGAUAGCUGGAAGAUGGGUAGCUUGCCUUACUUUUCAAUUAAUAGUUUCAGGAGGAUUUACAAGCUUUCCUUGCCUUACUUGAAGAGACGUGAUACGGUCUUAGCUGAUAUUUCUGGAGUUUGUAAUCUCAAGUUGUGCCCUGGUAGACCCUCUCCGUUUGGAGGAGCAUCUCGUUUACAUUCACUCAGAGCAUGCCAAGUAAAAAAUGAUGAAUCGGAGGGAACCUUAAGUGGGGAAAGCAGUAUACUGGAUGAGCAAAUCUUAGUGCAGGAUUUACAGAUUGCCAUCAAGGAGGAGAACUAUGCCCAAGCUGCAAAAAUCAGGGAUAGCCUACGUGUGCUCCAGGAGGAUAGCAAGGCUGCAGUACUGGCAAUAAAUGCUCGAUUCUAUAAUUCUUUUAGGGGUGGCGAUUUGGCCGUGAUGCAAGCUCUAUGGGCAAAGGGGGACAACUGUUGCUGUGUGCAUCCUGGUGCUAGUGGGGUAAUUGGUUAUGACAAUGUUAUGGAAAGCUGGGAGAUUGUAUGGAUGAACUAUGAUUUCCCACUGGAGAUUGAAUUGAAAGAUAUUCGAGUUCAUUUUAGGGGGGAUGCAGGGUAUGUUACAUGUGUGGAAUUCAUUAGGACAAAAGGCAGCAGUUGGGGGGCACAGUUUGUGACAAAUGUGUUUGAGAAGGUAAAUGGGCAAUGGUUUAUCUGUGUUCACCACGCUUCUCCUGUUGACUUGUGACAUAUUCUUCCAGAUAUGAGCGUUGCCUUCUGUUGUACUCUUCUUAGUUGUUAGAUACUCGCUUCUAUAUGAAUAUGAGGGGAGAAUGAUUCCGAGACUUUUGAAUAAGCAUAUAAGCAUGAGAGUAAUAAAUAAUUGUUUCUACC
This is a messenger RNA of Tripterygium wilfordii, 1051 nucleotides long. RefSeq lists its product as uncharacterized. Bases 135 to 905 code for a protein of 256 amino acids. The transcript has 3 exons. Gene Ontology annotation, molecular function: protein binding. The record is from RefSeq and is a predicted model, not a curated record. Lineage: Eukaryota; Viridiplantae; Streptophyta; Magnoliopsida; Celastrales; Celastraceae.